Messenger RNA from Camelina sativa (false flax), 1622 nucleotides. Its product is annotated as shaggy-related protein kinase beta. The record is from RefSeq and is a predicted model, not a curated record. Gene Ontology annotation, molecular function: protein serine/threonine kinase activity; ATP binding. Gene Ontology annotation, biological process: signal transduction; cell differentiation; peptidyl-threonine phosphorylation. Gene Ontology annotation, cellular component: nucleus; cytoplasm. Lineage: Eukaryota; Viridiplantae; Streptophyta; Magnoliopsida; Brassicales; Brassicaceae.
UUGGUUUUUCUUGAUUUUUUUGUUAAUUCGUUUUGUUUUCUUGGAUACAUUCUGCUUUAUUUUUUUUCUUUGAAAACGAUGAAUGUGGUACGUAGAUUGACGAGUAUUGCCUCUGGACGCAAUUACAUCUCUUCUGAUAAUAAUAACAAUAACGUAGGAGGAGAAACUGAGACGCCGAGAUCGAAGCCUAACCAGAAUCGUGAAGAAACAGUGUCUACGGUAACUACGACGACUUACGAGAAAGACUCUCUCUCUUCUUCUUCUUCUUCUACCACUGACCAUCAAAAGGACAUGGGAAUUGGAGAUGACAAGGAUACGGACGGUGUGAUCAUCAAGGGGAAUGGGACUGAAUCUGGACGAAUUAUCACCACCAAGAAGAAGGGUUUGAAUGAUCAAAGAGACAAGACAAUCUCCUACAGAGCUGAACAUGUAAUUGGGACUGGCUCCUUUGGUGUUGUCUUUCAGGCUAAGUGCUUAGAGACAGAAGAAAAAGUAGCAAUCAAGAAAGUGUUACAGGACAAGAGAUACAAAAACAGAGAACUUCAGAUCAUGAGAAUGCUCGAACAUCCUAAUGUCGUUGAGCUCAAGCAUUCUUUCUUCUUUACCACUGAGAAAGACGAGCUUUAUCUUAACCUUGUUCUUGAGUAUGUUCCCGAGACUAUAUACCGUGCUUCGAGAUCUUACACCAAGAUGAAUCAUCAUAUGCCUUUGAUUUAUAUUCAGCUCUAUACCUAUCAGAUUUGUCGUGCUAUGAAUUAUCUGCAUGGAGUAGUUGGAGUGUGUCACCGUGACAUUAAGCCGCAGAAUCUAUUGGUCAAUAAUGUAACGCAUGAGGUUAAGAUCUGCGAUUUUGGGAGCGCUAAAAUGCUGAUUCCAGGAGAACCCAAUAUAUCUUACAUAUGCUCAAGGUAUUACAGAGCUCCUGAACUCAUAUUUGGAGCAACAGAGUACACAAGCGCGAUCGAUAUGUGGUCUGUAGGUUGUGUCAUGGCUGAACUUUUUCUUGGACAUCUUCUAUUCCCUGGAGAGACCAGUGUUGAUCAAUUGGUGGAGAUCAUUAAGAUUUUGGGGACACCAACAAGAGAAGAGAUAAAGAACAUGAAUCCUCGUUACAAUGAUUUCAAGUUCCCUCAGAUAAAAGCUCAGCCAUGGCACAAGAUUUUCCGGAGACAGGUAUCUCCAGAAGCAAUGGAUCUUGCUUCUAGAUUGCUUCAGUAUUCACCAAACCUGAGAUGCACAGCGCUUGAAGCUUGUGCACAUCCGUUCUUCGAUGAUCUAAGAGACCCGAGAGCAUCCUUGCCUAAUGGAAGAGCACUUCCUCCAUUGUUUGAUUUCACAGCUCAAGAACUUGCUGGUGCAUCUGUUGAACUACGUCAUCGCUUAAUACCUGAGCAUGCAAGGAAAUGACCAUUUUGGUUAAAUGCUGCUUCUCUGCACAGAUGUUGAUAUAUAAGUAAUUUUGAUUUCCAGAGAUUUCUUGUUCACACGUAUAGCAUUGUUCUGGUUAUGAACCCUCUCACUGACCUCUGCAAUCACAUGGCCUAGCAGUUUGAAAGUGUAUAAUUUAAAGGUUGUAACUUUGUAGCUUCCAUUGUUGCAGACAGAAAUGCAGAAUUUUCCGA